Megalops cyprinoides (Indo-Pacific tarpon) is the source of this 1255-nucleotide messenger RNA. RefSeq names its product gonadotropin-releasing hormone II receptor-like. Gene Ontology annotation, molecular function: gonadotropin-releasing hormone receptor activity; peptide binding. The coding region runs from base 14 to 1255 and encodes 413 amino acids. The record is from RefSeq and is a predicted model, not a curated record. The transcript is spliced from 3 exons. NCBI's taxonomy places the organism in Eukaryota, Metazoa, Chordata, Actinopteri, Elopiformes, Megalopidae. Gene Ontology annotation, biological process: G protein-coupled receptor signaling pathway. Gene Ontology annotation, cellular component: membrane.
UCCUGAGAUCAGGAUGUUCCAGCAGACGGCGGGGCACCAGCAGAACGGCAGCUGUGAGGGGACGUUCCCGGGCUGCAACAGGACCACGGGCGGUGAAGACGCCCUACAGCUGCCCACCUUCUCCAUGGCCGCCAAGGUGCGGGUGAUCAUCACCUUCGUCCUGUGCGUGGUCUCCGCCGUCUGCAACCUGGCGGUGCUGUGGGCCGCCAGCACCAACCAGAAGCGCAAGUCGCACGUGCGUAUCCUCAUAAUGAACCUGACGGCGGCCGACCUCCUGGUGACCUUCAUCGUGAUGCCGCUGGACGCCGUGUGGAACAUCACGGUGCAGUGGCUGGCCGGCGACGCCGCCUGCCGGCUCCUGAUGUUCCUCAAGCUCCUGGCCAUGUACUCUGGCGCCUUCGUCACCGUGGUGAUCAGCCUGGACCGUCAGUCCGCCAUCCUGGACCCCCUGGCCAUCAACGAGGCCAAGAAGAAGAACAAAAUCAUGUUGGCCGUGGCGUGGGCAAUGAGUGUGGUCCUGUCAGUCCCACAGAUGUUCAUAUUCCACAACGUGACCAUCACGGUUCCUCAGAACUUCACCCAGUGCACCACCCAGGGCAGUUUUGCCAGGCACUGGCAGGAGACCGUGUACAACAUGUUCACCUUCGUCUGCCUCUUCCUACUGCCUCUGGUCAUCAUGAUCUUCUGCUACACCAGGAUCCUUAUGGAGAUCUCCAGCCGCAUGACCAAGGGCAACGUAUUGUCCAAUGAGGUGCACCUCCGUCGCUCAAAGAACAACAUCCCGAAAGCCCGGAUGAGAACUCUGAAAAUGAGCAUCGUCAUUGUGAUGUCCUUCAUCAUCUGCUGGACCCCUUACUACCUGCUGGGCCUGUGGUACUGGUUCUUCCCCGACGACCUGGAGGAGACUGUCUCCCACUCCCUCACUCACAUGCUCUUCAUUUUCGGGCUCUUCAACGCCUGCCUGGACCCCAUCACCUACGGGCUCUUCACCAUCCACUUCCGAAAACGGGUCAAGCGUUACUGCCACGGCGCCACCGUCCUGGUGGAGUCGGAGAACAACUCAACUGCCACCGCCUCCUUCAGGUGCUCCACCUCGCCCUUGCGGAUGAAGCAAGUGACCAGUCAGGAGCAGCAAGGUGCUCAGGGGGCCAGCGGUGGACAGAAGGAGCAGGAGAAGAAGACCAACUACUACAACAGCUACCUGACCGUCUGCGCCAAUGAAGGCGAGGACACCAGCCCAGAGAGCAUGAUAUGA